UGCGCGGAGGUGUCUGGGCGGUGGCAGGGCCUGCCAGUACACGCAGCGUGGGCCACGGCGACAGAUGCGCCUGUGGGAUCAGGUGGUGUCCUCUGUUCGCGGUGGGCCACCGCGCGCAGAGCGGAUGCUCGGAUACACGAUGACCUGUGGCACCAAGUCAUGGACCGAUGAAUACCACUGGCUCAGCGACCUCGCCAACGCCGAUGUACAAGCGCAGCUCCGCCGCGAAGAACGGUACGCGAAGAAGGUGUUGCUGAAGCCAGCUGGAAGGCUCUUGGACCAGCUGCUGCGAGAGCUGUACCCACAGGCGCACCAAGAUCCUGACGCGGAUGCUCCCGCCGAUGAUGCUGCUCCCACGACACGCUUGAAUGGCUACGCCUAUGACACUGUCGUUGAUGCGGACGGCUCACUGGUGGAGGUGCGGCGGCGUGUCACCGAGAACGGACUUGGACCCCAGGAAGUCGUACUGCACCACGGCACGCUGGCGCAAGUGCUUGGCGCAGACAGCAUCGCAAUCAGUUCGUUGAAGAUAUCACCAUCCAACAAGCUGGCCGCGUGCGUGGUGGCACACCCUGACGCCGCCAAUGCGACGUCGCUGGUCGUGUUUGCCCUGCCGUGUACCACCAACAACACCAACACCACCAACACCAGCACCAGCAGCAGCGGCAAUGCUCGUAAGCAUGUGCGAGCGGGCGACGCAAUGGACAUUGUGGUGCGUGUCGAUGGUGCAGUGAACAUGGAGUUUGGAUUUGAGGGCGGCAACGACUGCAUCCUGUACACCAUCGCAGACAAUCUCAACCGCCCAAGUUCGCUGUAUCGCUUAGAUCUGACGGACGCGAGUGCGCAGCCGUCACUUCUCCAGCACGACCCCGAUCCCCGCUUCUUUCUGGACAUCUCCAUGACCAAGGAUGGCAAGUACUUGACACUGAAUGCCAACAGCAAGACCACAUCGGAGGUGGCUGCACUGCGCACGGACAAGGCGCUCACUGAUGGCGCUGUCGUCCUCUGCCCACGUGGCGACUGCCACUACUUUGUCGAGGUGGGAUGA
This is a messenger RNA of Salpingoeca rosetta, 1048 nucleotides long. RefSeq lists its product as uncharacterized. NCBI's taxonomy places the organism in Eukaryota, Choanoflagellata, Craspedida, Salpingoecidae. The transcript has 7 exons. The record is from RefSeq and is a predicted model, not a curated record. The coding region runs from base 65 to 1048 and encodes 327 amino acids. Gene Ontology annotation, cellular component: cytoskeleton; Golgi apparatus.